This is a messenger RNA of Epinephelus fuscoguttatus (brown-marbled grouper), 2412 nucleotides long. It is a transcript of the gene ntrk1, whose product is annotated as neurotrophic tyrosine kinase, receptor, type 1. Gene Ontology annotation, biological process: nerve growth factor signaling pathway; cellular response to nerve growth factor stimulus; protein phosphorylation. Gene Ontology annotation, cellular component: axon; plasma membrane; signaling receptor complex. The record is from RefSeq and is a predicted model, not a curated record. The coding region runs from base 1 to 2412 and encodes 803 amino acids. Lineage: Eukaryota; Metazoa; Chordata; Actinopteri; Perciformes; Serranidae. The transcript is spliced from 17 exons. Gene Ontology annotation, molecular function: ATP binding; transmembrane receptor protein tyrosine kinase activity; neurotrophin receptor activity.
AUGGCUGUGGCACCCUGGGCACUGGCACUUCCCCUGCCCCUGGUGCUCGCCCUGCUCAGCCUGGCACCGGCGCCCGCCUUAGGAGGCUGCCCAUCCGCUUGCCGGUGCUCUUUCGCCAUGCUGCAGUGCCUGGACCCCAAUGGUAUCGCCAGCAUCCCGGCACUGGUGUUGCAAGAGAGCGAGAAUGUGACGGAGAUUUACAUUGAAAACCAGGCAGCGCUGGAGAAUAUAACAGAAAUCGAUCUUCUUAACUACAGAGAGCUAAAGAACCUCACAGUCACAUCAUGUAAACUGAGGGUCAUCUCUGCCAAUGCCUUCCAAAACAACCUCAAGCUCCAGUAUGUGAACCUGGCAUCAAACUCUCUGGAGCACAUCUCCUGGAGGGUGUUUCAUUUUCUACCACUGCUCAACCUGGUUUUGAGGGACAACCCUCUCGUUUGCUCAUGUGACCUCCACUGGCUCCAGCAGUGGCAGCGGAAUGAACGCGGUGACCUGGACAACCAAAUGUUGUCCUGUUUCUCCGAUGAUCAAGAAGUACCCCUCAGUUCUUUGGUGAUAGAUAACUGCAGUCUGCCUGAGGUGACUAUCAUCGCCUCCAAAGAUUCAAAGAUUCAAGAAGGAGGCAACCUGACAUUUACCUGUCAAGUGACAGGAAGUCCCACUCCCAGUGUGAGAUGGCGAACUGAUGAGCUCUACUCUCACGUCUUUACCCAGAAGAGAAUCUGGGGCUCCACAUUAGAGCUGGUCCUUUUCCUCACCAACGUUUCCUCCAGCGACAACCUGCACAACCUCACCUGCGAGGCUGAGAACCAAGCUGGGCCCGGGGAGGAGAUGGUGCAAUUGGACAUUGAGUUCCCAGUCAAAAUUCUCUUCCUGAGGGACGCCGUGCAGCAGCACCACUGGUGUUUCCCCUUUGCUGUGGAUGGAAACCCUGAACCAAACAUCACCUGGCAGUACAAUGGCAACGAACUCAUAGAGGGUGUCUACAGAUAUACGCAGCUCAUCCCUGACUCGAGCGACGGAUCAGUGAAACACGGAUGUCUCUUCCUCAACAAGCCCACCCACAUCGACAAUGGCUACUACACUCUGAUCGCACAGAACAGACUGGGAAGGGACGAGGCCACAGCCACUGGGAAGUUUAUGGACAAUCCCUUCGACCCGCUCGAUCCUGAGGGGAUAAUUCCAGUUCCUGAUCCCAAUCCAAUUCCUACAAACAAAUCCGACAUGGACGUCACAGAGAACCCAGAGAGUCCAGUGUUUGUGGUGUCUGUGGCUGUGGGUCUUGCUGUGUUUGCCUGCACUUUUCUCCUCAUCAUGGUUUUGGUUAUUAACAAGUGUGGCCAGCAUUCCAAGUUUGGGAUUCACCGCUCAUCAGUUUUGGGCACGGAGGAUGACCUCGCCGUGUCACUUCGUUUUAUGAACUUUGGGACCAGCCCGCCUUCCUCAGAUGAAGACUCUGGUUUAUCCAGCUUUGUAGAGAAUCCACAGUACUUCUGCGGCAUCAUCAAGGAGAAAGACAUGUGUGUCCAGCAUAUUAAACGGCAGGACAUUGUGUUAAAAUGGGAGCUGGGCGAAGGAGCGUUUGGCAAGGUUUACCUGGCAGAGUGUGCCAACCUGAGUCCUGACAGCGACAAGAUGCUGGUCGCAAUCAAGACUCUAAAGGACGCCAAUGAGUCGACCCGGCAGGACUUCCAGAGGGAGGCGGAGCUGCUGACGGUGCUUCAACACCAGCACAUUGUGCGAUUCUACGGCGUCUGUACAGACGGAGAGCCGCUGGCCAUGGUGUUUGAAUACAUGAGGCACGGAGACCUCAACCGAUUUCUCAGAGCUCAUGGCCCCGACGCUCGUAUCCUGGAGGAGUCGAAGAUGCCCCCGCUGGGUCAGCUCACUCUGCCUCAGAUGCUGCACAUCGCCGCCCAGAUUGCCUCGGGCAUGGUCUACCUGGCAUCGCUGCACUUCGUCCACCGCGACCUGGCGACCCGCAAUUGCCUGGUGGGGGAGGGCCUGGUGGUCAAAAUCGGAGACUUCGGCAUGUCCCGAGACAUCUACAGCACAGAUUACUAUCGGGUGGGCGGACGUACGAUGCUGCCGAUCCGCUGGAUGCCUCCGGAGAGCAUCAUGUACAGGAAGUUCACCACAGAGAGUGACAUCUGGAGCUUUGGCGUGGUCCUCUGGGAGAUCUUCACCUACGGCAAACAGCCCUGGUACCAGCUGUCCAACAGUGAGGCCAUUGAAUGCAUCACGCAGGGACGAGAACUGGAAAGGCCACGCACCUGCCCCAAGGAGGUGUACCUGCUGAUGCAGGGCUGCUGGCAGAGAGAGCCCCAGCAGAGGAUGGUCAUCAAGGACAUCCACAGCCGUCUGCUGGCCCUGGUCAAGAACCCACCGGUUUACCUGGACAUCCUGGGCUAA